Sebastes umbrosus (honeycomb rockfish) is the source of this 2755-nucleotide messenger RNA. Its product is annotated as filensin. The transcript has 8 exons. Gene Ontology annotation, cellular component: intermediate filament; cytoplasm. Gene Ontology annotation, biological process: lens fiber cell development. The coding region runs from base 182 to 2212 and encodes 676 amino acids. Gene Ontology annotation, molecular function: structural constituent of eye lens. The record is from RefSeq and is a predicted model, not a curated record. Lineage: Eukaryota; Metazoa; Chordata; Actinopteri; Perciformes; Sebastidae.
UGCGCGGCCGCAGCCAGGGGGAGGCUUUGGGGGCUAUUUCGCCACCAGCCUGCGCUGUGCUGCGUUUAGUCUAGCAUGAGACAACCAAGGGUGAGCACCCGAGUUUUCACACAAUAAAGGUGCCGAAGGGGACCGAGCACUCCGGGGAUACCACCGACCCACGGGAGGGAAGCGUGCCACCAUGUACAAGACCAGCUACCUGCACGAGGUGCGCAAGGAGAAGUUUGAGCGUUCAGAUGUCUUCGAUGAGGAACCUUCGGACUCUGAAUCCUCUGCGGGCAUCUCAGCCAUCCAGGGCUGGGAGAGCCUCCAGGAGCUCAACAGCCGCUUCGCUCGAUACAUCAACCGGGCGCGCGUCCUGGAGCAGCGCAACGCCGUGUUCCGCAAGCAGCUGGAGACGCUGCAGCGGAUGGAAGAAGCCAGCGGGCUGGAGGAGGCCUUCACGGAGCAGACGGACGUCAACAGGCAGCGCAUCCGGGAGCUGUCCUCUGACCACUCCAAGCUGGAGCGAGAGCUGAGGGAUGCCUGCCGCAUGAUGGAUGAAUUCACCAGCAAAUAUAGAAAUGAAUGUGAUUAUCAAGAACAGCUUCGGUGCACACUGGAACAAUUGAACAAGGAGGCUGACAGUUCUCUGCUGAGAAACCUGGAGUACCAGAUCCAAUCCCAGUUCCUGCAGGAUGACAUCAACUCCACCAGAGAUAGACACAAGAAGAACCUUGCAGAGAUCCAGACCUAUGUAAACAUUUUACAGCAGAUCAACCAGACACUUCCCCUUGCUCCCAAUGUGUCAGCGGGCAUCUCCGAGGAACAGGAGAAGCUGCUGGCCCAGAGGAAAGUGCCAGGGCUGCAGAGUCAGCUGGAGGAAUAUAAGAGCGCCCUCUGUCAGCUGCAGGCCCAGAAACACCGCCUACAGACUGAGACUACAGUGUUGGAGCAAACCAUCAAAAACACACAGGAGACUUAUGACGACGAGAUCCAGAUGUACAACGAGCAAAUUGAGUCUCUGCGGAAGGAGAUCGAGGAAGCUGAACGGUCCCUCGAGAAGUUCACCAGUGAAUGUCGCCACCUGGCCAUGUACGAGACGUCCCUUGAGAACGAGCUGGAGAGGUACAAAAGGAUCAUCGAGAACGAAGACAACAGGUUGAAUUCAGCGAUAAUUGGCACUCCCAUUACCCUGUUCACCACUAAUUACCGCUACACUCACACACCCACUGCAUCGAGCAGGGGGAGAGAUAUCACCCAGGCUAUCCAAGAUAUCACCAGCGUCAAGCCCCGCCAGAAGAUCCUGGCCAAGAAGGUCCUGAAGAAGAAAGAACUGACCCCGAAAGAUGUGAUGGACAGCAGCCAGGAGGAGAGAAGCGGGGGAGCCGCUGGCGAGGCUCCAGAUGAGGAAACGAAGGGGAUUCGAGUGCAGGAGGAGAGGGUGAAGAGGGAAGAGCAGAGACCUGUGUUCACUGGAGUGUCUCCACAGGAUGUCCCGGACGGAGCUCAGAUCAGCAAGGCCUUUGACACUCUUUGUAACAUCGUCAGAGACAGAAUGAGGAAGUACAAGAAGCCUGAGCCAAUCGCUGACUUCUACACCAAGGGCCGUUACGUCCUCGUCACCGGCGACGGCAGCUACCCAGAUCCGUGCUUCUACUCCUCCACGCCAUCAGCCGGCCACAUCUUCGUCACCAUCAGAGAUGGGAUGAUGCCUCCCUAUGAGCCUUACGGACCCAUCACACCCUCUCCUGCACCUCCACCUCUACCUCCUCAGCCCAUAGUGGACCCCAGGCCUCCCAAGCCUCCCAGUCCCACCCCACCCUCUAAUGGAGGAGGAGGAGGAAAGGACGAUGAUAAGGGUGGGAAAGGAGGUAAAGGUAAGCAUAAGAAAGGAGAGCCUCAACCUUACUCCAUAGAUCCGACCCCAAACCCUUCACCCCCCGGCCCCAAGGAUCCCACCCAACCCGAUCCCAAGAAAAGCCGGGAUGGCAACGGCCCCACUCCAAAGCCUGCGCCCCGCGGUGCCAGCACCAGCUCCAGCUCCAGUUCCAGUACCAAUACUAGCUCUAGCUCUGGAAGCUAUACCCCAGAAGCCAUGAGCUACGAGAAGCUGGAGGUGGUGGAGUCUGUGGAGAAGUUCUCCAAUGAUGGCCGCAAGGUUAAAGGUUACGAGGAGACGUCCAUGGUGGUGGAGACCAUGAUCGAGAAGUCCAGCAAGAAGAAACAUUGAAACCACGUCACCUGAGUCAGUCAGCUCCACUAGGGUCCUUACAUGGUUCCUCUAACAAGAAGACAAUACUGAUAAACACCACUCAAAUCCUCAAAGUGCUGUAAUGAGAUCAAUAUGUUUGUCUCUGAGGGAAACCAACCAUGCUUAAAGACCAACUACACAUUCCUGCUCUGAUAUUCAAUGCUCUUCCAUUUGCUUGCAGUCUCUGGUCUUGCGUCCAGAAUACGUUUUGCUGGUUCCAUAAGUACUUCCGUUGUUGUUCGACUUAACACCCAUGCUCAUGCCAACGAGUCCUUUACUGUCUGAAAACUUGGGACAAUGAAAAAAUGAAGCUCCAAGCCACCAAUAAAAAUGAAUAACAAAAUAAAUAAAUAAAAAACUGAGAAGUUGUGCCACCCCUCUGAACUCUGUCUUAGAACUCCAACUCUCCCCUUUGAGCCCAUUUGUUCAAUUAGAUGCCACUACCUGCCCUCAGCACAAUUUUGCUGUGUAUUAAUUUGCUUUGAUAUAUUGAAUAAUAAAAACAAAAGAUUCAAACAUCAA